Messenger RNA from Ilyonectria robusta, 1758 nucleotides. RefSeq names its product Pal1 cell morphology protein-domain-containing protein. The record is from RefSeq and is a predicted model, not a curated record. The transcript is spliced from 4 exons. Lineage: Eukaryota; Fungi; Ascomycota; Sordariomycetes; Hypocreales; Nectriaceae. Gene Ontology annotation, cellular component: cytoplasm. Bases 164 to 1717 code for a protein of 517 amino acids.
CAAAGGGGACUGGAUGGGGAAGGGGAAGGGGAGACGGAAAGGGGUGCGUGCCAACUGCGUGCCAACUUGGCAGACAACUCACCAUCGCAUUGCCAUCCGAUCCACUUAGCUGGUGGCCCUAUUGUGUCAUGUAGAGGAGAUUGUCUGUUUCAUCCCGGCCCAUAUGUCGUCGUCAUUUGCAUGCCACGCAACCGGUUCUGGUCAGUCCUCAAACGGCCUCACACUCAACUUAUCUUCCAACAAUCCCUUCCGCAAUCGUGCUCCGUCGCCCGCCAGCCUCGACUCUCCUUUCCUCAACAAACCCGCAUCGCCCUUUGAUGACCCUCCAGCUCGCCCGUUAUCGCGAAACCCUUUCCUCGAUCAAGCGCCUCCGCAGCCGUUGAGGUCCCCCCCCGGCAUCAUGUCGCACCAGUCCGAUUCCAAGUCACUAUCCGCCGAGGAGAUUUUUAACUCCUUGACUCUUGACGAUACCACGCCUGCCACCGACCGGCCAAAGCCACCACCUGGCGGCCCUCGUCGUCCCAUGGAUCGCCCACCUCCUCGACGAGGUGAUAAGCCACAGGCACCACCCGACGGCGUCCACCGCCCGACGCGCUCCCAGGAAGAGGCUCUCAGAGCUCGAAGAAUGCAAGCCGGUGGUGCUCCUCGCCCAAGCCCCAACUCACCUCAGCGAAAACCCCAGCAACGACGCCCGCGACGAAACUCCGAAUCAUCUGUCCUGGACUUUGACGCACAGCCUCUGACCGAGGAGGAGAAGAGGAUGAUUGAAGCCAAGCGACGCGAGCGCGACCGACAGCGUCGUGGCGAGGGAAAAGAGAGGAGCAAGUCAGGCCGUCCUAGUCGACGAAUGGACAUCAUUGACCAGCUUGAUGCGACGAGCAUCUACGGAACUGGAGUCUUCCAUCAUGACGGCCCCUUUGAUGCCUUGAACCCCCACCGGAAUCGUGGAAGCAGCCGACGCGCGCCCAUGCAGGCUUUCCCCAAGGACUCGCUCAACAACUCCCUGGGCGGUGCUGGCCCACUCAACAGCACAGCCGACCACUCUGCCUUUAUGGGCAAUGCUACCGAUGAGGCUUUCCGGGACUAUGCUAGGGGUGGGAAAGGGGCCAACGCCAUGUAUUCUUCAUCUCGCGCUGAACCACCCAUCUUCAAUCCCGUCGGCCAGGACAUCAUUCAUGGCGACGAAUCUCAUGGCCUGGGAACCUCGACAUUUUUGGAGGGAACGCCCGCUGCGAGGAGCGCUAUCGUUCGCCGCCAAGUAGAGCAGGCACAGGAGAACAUGGAGGGUGGUCUCCAGCGCAAGAAGUCGCUGGCGCAACGCAUUCGACGCGUCGGCGGGGGCCCUCGCGACAAUGGAGGCCGGUCAGGGGGUGAGGGUGGUUACUCCAGGAUCUCGCCCGAGGCGGUGGGAUCUGGCGCAAGCAACCUCUCGGAUAACAACCCGUUCUUCUCAGAGUACAACAAGGGCGAGGAAGGGUUCAGCACGAAGGGACGAGAUGACGCAAGAUCACCACCCAACCAAGCCCCGACAAACCGACGUCCCUCAGCAGGCCUUAUUCUAGAGCGACGAUCGACGACUGAUGGGACCUCGGCCCUGGAUGACAGUGCGCCACCAAAGCCGACGGGUCUCCUGGGUCGGAUGAAGAGUUUGAAGGGUGGACGGAGACCUCGACCAGAUGGCAGCAGUGCCCCUCCCCAGCCCGGGACAGCUGUCUAGUGGAGACUGAGCGCCUGGCGACUAGAGACAGGGCGAGCAUC